GGUCGUGCUCGGAGAUGAUGAUGCUGCCUCCGGCGGCGCUCCAAAAGUCGGGCUCGUACGCAGUUGAGCUCGAGAGGUGGGCCCGCAUCUUCCCGCGCUCGCAGAUCAAGGUGAUCGUGACGGACGAGCUCACGCGCGGGUCGCAGCGCAUCAUGAACGAGACGUUCGACUUUCUGCAGCUGCCGCGCAUGCCCAUCGGCAACCAGUCGCGCUUCUGCGUCCGCGGCAAGGCGGGCGUGAUGGACGUGCUGCACGCGUCCGAGCUGAACAUCACCAUCGGGCACGACACGAGCGAGCACGCGCACCUCCUCGCGCCGCAGCUCAAGGUCGGCGACUGCGAGCCAGAUAGCGGUCACGCGCACGAUGAGGCCACCGGCUCGGACCUCCACCGCAUCGAGCCGCGCGUGCAGGAGAGGUUGCGCCGAUUCUUCGAGCCGCACAACCGGCGGUUGUACCGAUUCCUCGGCCGGGACCUUGGCUGGUGA
Messenger RNA from Emiliania huxleyi CCMP1516, 485 nucleotides. RefSeq lists its product as hypothetical. NCBI's taxonomy places the organism in Eukaryota, Haptophyta, Isochrysidales, Noelaerhabdaceae. The coding region runs from base 15 to 485 and encodes 156 amino acids. The record is from RefSeq and is a predicted model, not a curated record. Gene Ontology annotation, molecular function: sulfotransferase activity. The transcript has 3 exons.